This is a messenger RNA of Dracunculus medinensis (Guinea worm), 1926 nucleotides long. Lineage: Eukaryota; Metazoa; Nematoda; Chromadorea; Rhabditida; Dracunculidae. The record is from the annotation of a GenBank genome assembly.
AUGGUUUGGUGCCUUGAAGAAAUUCUACACAUUGAGGAGCGAAAUCUAUUAGCUGGCCAUUUAGCUCUUAUUUUAGAACAGUAUGAUGCUGCAGAACGUCUAUUUUUACAAUCUAGCAAACCCAAGGAAGCACUUAAUAUGAGACGAGAUCUUCUUCAUUGGGAUAAAGCUUUGAAAUUAGCGAAUCGAUUCGCUCCAGAUAAAAUACCAAAUAUUUCGAAAGAAUAUGCAGUUCAACUUGAAUUCAUCGGUGAAUACACUACAGCGUUAACUUAUUAUGAAAGUGGUCUUAUUGAGAAUGUCGAGAAUCUAACUGAAGAAUUAUGGGAUCACAAUGAAUUAUGCAAGUCAGGGAUUGCUCGAAUGAGUAUACGAAUCGGAGAUAUUAGGAGAGGUUUGCAAAUUGCUAGCGAAUUGCAAAGUAAAGCAGUUAAACGAGACUGUGCAAUGAUCUUAGAACAAAUGAAGCAAUAUAAUGAAGCAGCACACCUAUAUGAACUUGGUGGAUUUUACGAUAGAGCUGCUGCAGUUUGUUUAAAAGCAAAAAAUUGGACAAAAGUGGGCAAUCUUUUGCCUCAUGUUCGUUCGUCCAAAAUUUAUUCGCAAUAUGGUAAAAUUAUGGAAGGAGAGAAAAAAUAUAAAAAAGCUGCUUUGGCAUACAAAAAUGCUAGAGAUUACGAUAAUUUGGUUCGGAUUCUUCUCAAUCAUUUGGAUUCUCCAGAAGAAGCUGUGAAGGCAGUGAAAAGUAGCAGGAGUACUGAAGGUGCGAAACUUGUCGCCAAAUUUUUUUCGAAACUUGGAGAUCAUGCAUCAGCUAUACAAUUUUUGGUGCUUUCACAAUGUCAUCAGGAAGCAUUUCAAUUAGCAGAAACUGAACAAAAAAUGGACGUCUACGCUGAAGCUAUCGAUGACUGUGGUACAACGAGGCAAUAUAUCCAGUUGGCUGAUUCUUAUGCUGCUGCACAAAAUAAUACUCAAGCUGGCAAAUUUUAUUUCAAAGCUGCUCAGUACAAAACGGCUCUUCAACAUCUAUUGAUAAAUGGCGAAGAUUUAGUUGCGAUGAAGAUUGCUAUUGAAUGUGUUGCUGAAGCUGGAGACCCAGAAUUAUCCAGGCAAUUAAUCGAUUUUCUCCUCGGUGAGAUCGAUGGAGUACCAAAGGAUGCGAAAUUAUUAUUUCGCUAUUAUAUAGCUAUGAAAAUGAAUAAAGAAGCAGCAAAAAUAGCAAUAAUAAUCGCGAGGGAAGAACAAAAUCGUGGAGCUUAUCGAAUGGCUCAUCGACUUCUUUUUGAAAUGCAGCAGGAACUUAUUCAUGAAAAAAUGAAAAUCCCUGCUGAACUGGAUAGCAAUUUGAUGCUUCUCCAUAGUUACCUUAUCAUUAAGAAUUUGGUGAAACGACGAGAAGACAAACGUGCUGCUCGCUUACUGAUGAGAGUCGCAGACAAUAUUAGUUUAUUUCCUUCUCAUUCGAUACAAAUUUUAACUUCUGCAGUUAUUGAAUGCUCAAAAGCAGGCAUUGAAAAUUUUGCAUUCAAAUAUGCUGCACAGCUCCUCAAACCGGAAAAUAGAAAAAAGAUCGAUGAAAAAUAUCGGAAAAAGAUUGAAGCUGUUGUUAGAAAAUCCGACAAAACGGUGACGAAAGAAGAUAUCAAAACUGCCUGUCCAUUUUGCGAUUAUGACACAGAAGAAUAUAAGCUGACGUGCAGCUCAUGCAAAAACCUCAUCCCUUAUUGCAUUAUUACGGGUCGACAUAUAGUAAAUGGCGAUUUCGCAGUUUGUCCUUCCUGCAAUUUUCCAGGAUAUUUUUCUGAAUUUAUAAAGUUGCGCGAUCUCGAUGAAAAAUGUCCUAUGUGUAAUGGCAAUCUUGGGCAAGUCGUGAUGUCUUCUUCAGAAGAUUACCUCAAGCAGAAAUCCGAAAGAAUCAAGUGA